AACCAUAGCAACCUGCAAGGUGACAGGGCAGAGGUCAAAAUAACCAUGGCAACCAGUAGUAGUGGAAUGAAGCUUUGGUCGUCAGUCACUGUCUGAAAAUUAAAAACAAAAUGAGCUAUGAGGACAAAGGACAGCUGAGCGCCGAGAACUUCAAGACUUUUCUCCUGAAAGACGCCUCCAAGAGCCACCGGAACCUCUAUGACCACCUGACACGUGUGCUGAUGAAGGUGAUGGACGAGCGGCCGGAAAAUGCAGUGGAUGUGAUUGAGGAUUUGAGCCAAGAAGUGAAGCGGAGCGAGUGUGAGAUCAGCCAGACUACGCUGCAAAAUCUUCCCCAGCCCACCGCUGCUGAUUCGCUGGUUGAGCCUCAGCGGCUGUUGUAUUCUCAUGGAGAUGAGGUGGACCAAGAGGAUGAACUGGUGGAUGCACUGCUCCCGCAUGUCAAUGAGACUGGUUUCUACCUGGAGCAGGCUGGUGUGGGUUUUGGAAGAGAAGAGUUACAGCGGAUCUCUCUUGCACUAAAACAGCUUGUUGAGUCCCAGUUGCUGCAGCGCUGCCGACUAUGGGGGAAGAUUCUGGGCAUGGAAAGCAGCUACAUUGUUGCUGAAGCUGAGUCUAAAGAGGCUGAAGAAGAUGUGGAGCAGAACACAGAGGAAUUGGCUGAAGAAGAAAGUGAGGGGGAUGCUCAGAGGAAUGAGAUUGAUCCACUUCCUCAGUCAACCUAUAAGCCUCCAUUGAUUGUGCCAAAAGAAGCCCCUGGAACAGGUGCAAACACAUUUGUAUACUAUGUGUGCAAAGAGCCAGGUCUUCCUUGGGUGAAGCUGCCUUCAGUCACUCCGGCACAAAUCAGAGCUUCUCGACAAAUUUACAAGUUCUUCACUGGGAACCUGGAUGCUCCAGUUGUGAGCUACCCGCCGUUCCCUGGGAAUGAGGCCAACUAUCUUCGAUCACAGAUUGCCCGCAUCUCUGCUGGCACACAGGUAAGCCCUCAUGGGUUCUUCCACUUUAUGCAAGAGGAAGGGGUUGAAGAAGAUGAGGCACCCAGUGACAGCUAUGAAGUCAAUCCUGAUUUUGAGGGCAUUCCAGCUGUUGAAAUGACUGAGUCACUGGCGACCUGGGUUCAUCAUGUUCAGCACAUCCUUCAGCAGGGACGGUGUACAUGGACUAACCCUGCUUUAAUACCAGGGGAAAAGCCUAAUGAGGAAGAAGAGGCUGAGGACAUGAACGAGGUGGUCGAGGAUCCCGACGUAGAAGUGGGACCACCUCUGUUGACUUCUCUUUUGCAAGACACAGACUUGUUUGACACUCCUCCUUGGAGCUCAAAGAUGUCGUCCACUCUGAUCCCGCAGCACGCCAUCGCCGUGCUGCGUUCAAACCUCUGGCCAGGAGCCUGUGCAUACGCUUGUGGAAAGAAAUUUGAGAACAUCUACAUUGGUUGGGGCGUGAAGUUUUCGGGUGAAGGAUACGACCCGCCUGUGCCACCACCUCCACAGCAGCAGCACGCGAGUGGACCAGAAACCAGCGAAUCCCUGGAUCCAACUGUGGAAGAGGAGCAGGCUCUGAGAGAGGCCUUGGAGGAGAAGCACGCUGCUGAAGAAGAGAUGUAUGACACAGAGGAAGAAGAUGACGACUAAAUAAGGAGAGUUUUACUGCAAAUAAAUAAAUCAGUUUCUUCAGCUCUUUGAACGUUUGUCAUUUUAGUUAAGGUUAAUAUAUUUGAAGGCAAAAUGUCAAGUGGAGGCAGUGUGCUUACAUUAAAGUUCUUGCUUUUGUGAAUAAAGCAUGAGCAGGUUCAUUAAUGGAG
Thalassophryne amazonica is the source of this 1804-nucleotide messenger RNA. Its product is annotated as radial spoke head protein 4 homolog A-like. Gene Ontology annotation, cellular component: radial spoke; axoneme. NCBI's taxonomy places the organism in Eukaryota, Metazoa, Chordata, Actinopteri, Batrachoidiformes, Batrachoididae. Gene Ontology annotation, biological process: cilium movement involved in cell motility; axoneme assembly; cilium assembly. The transcript is spliced from 7 exons. The record is from RefSeq and is a predicted model, not a curated record. The coding region runs from base 111 to 1634 and encodes 507 amino acids.